UUGAAUGUGUUCCUUUUCCUGCAGGUAUGCGGCCUAGCAUUGAGUGUGGUGGGAAUCAUGGCUCAGGUGGCUCUGAACAAGACCUUAAAGAUCACUGAUCCAACAGCCUCAGCAGCUCCCAUUGUUAUCAUUGCAGUCGGUGCAGUGAUUUUUGUCAUUGCCUUCUUUGGCUGCUGUGGAGCCUGGAAGGAGAGUUCCUGCAUGGUCACCAUGUUUGCCAUUUUUCUCGUACUGGCCAUCAUUAUUGACUUGGCAGCAUUAAUAGCUGGAUAUGUCUUCAGAAAUGAAGUCUCAAUUGUGGUCGAGAAAACCCUCGUUGACAUGAUGGCUGGUUAUAACAACAACACUGAGCUGAAAAAGGCUGUGGAUAAACUGCAGGAGGAUGUGCAGUGCUGUGGUGUGAACAGUACUUCUGACUGGGCCAACUUCAAACCUAAUAAAAAUUCUGUGCCUGACUCAUGCUGUGUGAAUGUCACUAAAGACUGUGGACUCAACAACAUGAAAAACCCCGUCAAAGUGCACCAGCUGGUAAACUCCCAACGACUGAUGCUUUUGUAAUGAAG
Molecule: messenger RNA, 563 nt
Organism: Monopterus albus (swamp eel)
Lineage: Eukaryota; Metazoa; Chordata; Actinopteri; Synbranchiformes; Synbranchidae
Product: CD63 antigen-like
Exons: 4
Biological process (GO): regulation of vascular endothelial growth factor signaling pathway
Cellular component (GO): plasma membrane
Source: RefSeq, a predicted model, not a curated record